UUUCUCUUUAUUCAUUUUUUUAUUUUUACGAAAUGCCUUCUUAACAAAAGAGAUCACUUUUUUUUUUAAUUUUUAAUUUUUUUUGUUCGUUAAUGUCUCUCCCCACCAAACGCUCUGCGACCGCCACCAGCAGCUCCGCCACCAGCAGCAGCGCCACCUCCGCCGCAGCCAAUAUUUAUUCGCUUGCUCCAAUGAAGAAAGCUAAGUCACAAGCCCUAUCCGCUUGCUCUCCUCUCGACUCACCUUCCUCUAACAAAAAUGGUAUUCAUCACUUCACCAAUAAUAAUAAUUAUAAUAAUUCUCCAUCAUCCACUGAAAACGACGUCGUUUUUGACCCCUCGUCCAUGAAUCUCGAUGAAGAUCCUAGACACGACGACCACCGCGCCGCCGCUAAUCUGUCUCGCAAAAAGGCUACUCUUCCUCAACCUACUAAGAAGCUCGUCAUUAAGCUUCUUAAAGCUAAACCAACGCUGCCUACAAAUUUCGAGGAGGAUACAUGGGCGAAGCUGCAAUCAGCUAUUAAAGCUAUAUUCUUGAAACAACCAGAUUCUUGCGACUUGGAGAAGCUUUAUCAGGCCGUCAAUGAUCUUUGUCUGCACAAGAUGGGGGGAAAUCUCUAUCAGAGAAUUGAGAGAGAAUGUGAAGCACAUAUUUCUGCGGCCUUACAGUCUUUAGUUGGUCAAAGUCCAGAUUUGGUGGUUUUCUUAUCACUUGUUGAGAGAUGUUGGCAAGAUCUUUGUGAUCAGAUGCUGAUGAUUCGUGGUAUAGCCCUAUAUCUGGAUAGAACAUAUGUGAAACAAACCCCAAAUGUGCGUUCAUUAUGGGACAUGGGCUUGCAGCUUUUCCGUAAACAUCUUUCUUUGUCACCUGAAGUGGAGCACAAAACUGUCACAGGCCUCUUACGGAUGAUUGAAAGGGAAAGAUUAGGUGAAGCAGUUGAUAGAACUCUCCUUAACCAUCUUUUGAAGAUGUUUACUGCUUUAGGAAUUUAUGCAGAAAGCUUUGAAAGAGCUUUCCUGGAGUGCACCUCAGAAUUUUAUGCUGCCGAAGGCAUGAAAUAUAUGCAGCAAUCAGAUGUUCCAGAUUACUUGAAGCAUGUGGAGAUAAGGUUGCAUGAAGAGCAAGAAAGAUGCUUGCUUUACCUUGAUGCAAGUACUAGAAAGCCACUAAUAGCAACUGCAGAAAGGCAGCUCUUAGAACGCCAUAUAUCUGCGAUUCUGGAUAAGGGGUUUAUGAUGCUAAUGGACGGCCAUCGAAUUGAGGACCUUAAGAGGAUGUACUCAUUGUUCUCAAGGGUCAAUGCGCUGGAAUCAUUAAGGCAGGCCCUUAGCUCAUACAUUCGACGAAGCGGGCAAGCAACUGUCAUGGAUGAAGAAAAAGACAAAGACAUGGUUUUUUCCUUGUUACAGUUUAAGGCUUCCCUUGACACAAUAUGGGAAGAAAGCUUUUCUAAGAAUGAAGCAUUUUCCAACACCAUAAAGGAUGCAUUUGAGCAUCUAAUUAAUAUGCGUCAGAACCGACCAGCAGAGCUAAUAGCAAAGUUUCUCGAUGAGAAACUUCGUGCUGGAAAUAAGGGUACUUCUGAAGAGGAGUUGGAGGGCACGCUUGAUAAAGUUUUGGUUUUGUUUAGGUUUAUUCAGGGUAAAGAUGUGUUUGAAGCAUUUUACAAAAAGGAUCUUGCUAAAAGGCUACUGUUAGGAAAAAGUGCUUCAAUUGAUGCAGAGAAAUCUAUGAUAUCAAAGUUAAAGACAGAAUGUGGGAGCCAAUUCACCAACAAACUUGAAGGAAUGUUUAAGGAUAUUGAAUUGUCAAAAGAGAUAAAUGAGUCCUUCAAACAAUCAUCCCAGGCGAGGACAAAACUUCCGUCGGGUAUUGAGUUGAGUGUGCAUGUCCUAACAACAGGGUACUGGCCCACGUAUCCACCCAUGGAUGUAAGGCUUCCUCAUGAGCUGAAUGUAUAUCAGGAUAUUUUUAAAGAAUUCUACUUGAGCAAGUACAGUGGAAGACGCUUAAUGUGGCAAAAUUCAUUGGGUCACUGCGUGUUGAAAGCUGAAUUUCCAAAAGGUAAAAAGGAGCUGGCAGUUUCUCUAUUUCAGACUGUCGUUUUGAUGUUGUUUAAUGAUGCACAAAAGCUUAGCUUUCAAGAUAUCAAGGAUGCCACUGGCAUAGAGGAUAAGGAACUGAAACGAACUCUUCAGUCUCUUGCAUGCGGAAAAGUUCGUGUCCUUCAAAAGAUGCCAAAAGGAAGGGAUGUUGAGGAUGAUGAUUCCUUUGCGUUCAAUGAGGGAUUUACUGCACCGCUUUACAGGAUAAAGGUCAAUGCAAUUCAGAUGAAAGAAACGGUGGAAGAGAACACAAGCACUACCGAGAGAGUUUUUCAGGAUCGUCAAUACCAGGUCGAUGCUGCUAUUGUUCGAAUAAUGAAGACGAGGAAAGUCCUAAGCCACACACUUUUGAUUACCGAACUCUUCCAACAGCUCAAGUUUCCGAUCAAGCCAGCAGAUUUGAAGAAAAGAAUAGAGAGCCUAAUCGACCGGGAGUACUUAGAGCGGGACAAGAGUAACCCUCAGAUAUACAAUUACCUGGCAUAAUCCAACAGGGGAAAAAAGGUCUUGUUGUAAAUGGGAAACAUGUUACCUCUUUAAGAGGCAGUUCCGAGUUCCGAUUCGAUCGAUAUGUACAGUAAAGAGUUGUAGUUUUAUUUUUGCUGCAGUUCACACUGUAAUUGUAAAGCACACUUGGUCUCUCUCUCUCUUACUUCUUCCUCUUUCUGCUGUAGACAGGUAGUUGCUUCAAUAUGUGACUAUUUUAUGCGAAAUGUUGACAAAGAAAAGAUGGAGGGAAGUGAGAAAAGUUAGGGUUUGACAUGUUUACUUCAAGAGAAAUGGGCAAAUUCACAGAACUGAUUUAUGUCCUUUUCCCAUGAACGGUGUGGUUAAUGCUGAAAUGUGUUCAUUUAUAUCA
This is a messenger RNA of Mercurialis annua (annual mercury), 2964 nucleotides long. RefSeq names its product cullin-4. Gene Ontology annotation, cellular component: cullin-RING ubiquitin ligase complex. NCBI's taxonomy places the organism in Eukaryota, Viridiplantae, Streptophyta, Magnoliopsida, Malpighiales, Euphorbiaceae. The transcript has 17 exons. Gene Ontology annotation, molecular function: ubiquitin protein ligase binding. The record is from RefSeq and is a predicted model, not a curated record. The coding region runs from base 93 to 2591 and encodes 832 amino acids. Gene Ontology annotation, biological process: ubiquitin-dependent protein catabolic process; protein ubiquitination.